This is a messenger RNA of Penicillium chermesinum, 2223 nucleotides long. RefSeq lists its product as uncharacterized. The transcript has 2 exons. The record is from RefSeq and is a predicted model, not a curated record. The coding region runs from base 1 to 2223 and encodes 740 amino acids. Lineage: Eukaryota; Fungi; Ascomycota; Eurotiomycetes; Eurotiales; Aspergillaceae.
AUGUCUUUGAGCAGACAUGCCUGUCGGCAUGCUCUGAGGCAAGCCGGUAUUCCGACAACGGAUCAUCCAUGGGUUAGCGAUGAUUUAAUUGCGGCUGCUUUUUGUCGCUUUGCACACGGCCAGCGUCGCCAUGGCAGCUCUGUUCCCGGCCCGCUGGAAGCACGAAGGCGCCUUGCGAAGCGUCGCAACACUGCUCUGGCUGGAGUUGGAGGUGCUGAGGAUAUUGCGUGUCUCUUUGGCCGCAAUGGCAGAGAACAUAUGAAAUGGACCGAUCAUCCGUGGCAGCGAUCGCCCAUCGAAGUUCCGGAUAGGAACAACUACGCAGUUGCGACCCAUGAGAUCACUCUCCCCUUUUACGACCACAAUCCCGAUCCGAUCAUUCCCGAGAGCAACUCACCCUCUCCCGGAGAAGAGCCACCGACUGUAGCCCAGAGAUUCGAACAAUUCCUCGAAAAGAACGACUGGACGCCUGAGUAUGCCAAAGACUUCACUCGUCGCUUAGGUAUUGACCUGCAGAGAGAGCCUGAAUACAGCCGGCGGAUUUUCGAACAUCUUCUUUCCCGCCCCACUGCAGACUUGACGCAAGCCAUUGACUUUCUUGACGACCCAUUCCUGAAUACUAGGGGCUCUGGAAAUUACCUGAGAGUUUUGCAGACUUUAAAACGAGCAAAAACGCCAUCGAGCCGUACAGCAGUCUUGAAAGCAGUGACCCGGGCUCUCGAGCUAGGCCUGGUCCCAACAGACGAGCUUUGUUUAAUCCUGCAAGCGCUGCCACUGAUACUUAUCGGCAAAAGAAAAACACUGGGGAAGGGUGGCAGAAAAAUGUUGCACGAGUACUAUCAUGCCAUGUGGACAGCCAUUGGACGUUGCACCAUUCUGGGGUAUCACGACCUGGACAAAGAUGUCGUGGAUAUCUGGAUUCAAGAACUGUUGAGCGCUGAUAUCAUGUCCCUGGCUGAGGAAAUGGUCAUUCAAACCCAUGAUGCCAACUCUAGUAGCCAGUGGCCAACGGCCUUAGUAUUGUCGUCUUUAGAGCGAGACAAUGAGCUCGCGAAAGGUGUACCUCGGCAGUCCCCUGGACGUUUGCUGAGCCAACUUGAGCCGAACUGUGCAGCAAAGUGCAUCGUGGAUGUCACGGAAUUGCUAGCUCUUAGUGCAAGGCACGAAAAUAGAGACCGCGUGCUCAGGCAGUGGCAGGAUUCUUUGCUCGAAGUGUCGUCCGCGGAAGCUAUUGCGGGUUCUCCAACUUGGACCGAUCUGCCUCUGGCAUACCUGUCAGACUUCUCCUCUUCAUCGCGAAUGCAGAUCCAACGACAAAUUGUCUGCCGCCUCUGGGCCUUGCGUACUUUGAGUCGAUCUUUGGGACCCAUGCAUAUGAAAGGCCUCCGGGCCACAGAUCCAUCGGCCUAUAUCCUACUUCAUCUCUACGAGUCCGUGACUCAUGAUACGGAAGGGUCGUUCUUGGCGAAUUUCCUUUCUGGGAUUCAUGACCUUCAGCUCCCGUAUAACGGACUCUUAUUGCUAGCCACUGAUCUUAAGUUGAGAAACACGCUUCGGAAGGCAGGUCGCAACACACUCGUCCAGUUGGAAACCUCUCAAAUCUCCCUUGCAUGUGUUUGGGAAGAUCCAGCCAUGCACAAAGGCGUACAGAACCUGUUCCACGGAUCGUUCGAAAAAAUGAUUCGUCGCAUAGAUCCUACGAGCCCCAUUUUUGUGGCUGAGCUUCUCGAGAUUGCCCGCACGGGCGACUCCGAAAAAGCAUGGUCCAUCAUCCGGCUUCUCAAAAGCCACACUGCCUUCAAAAUCUGCCUCAACAAGGCCUGGACGCCACUUCCAUGCCCAGAAGAGAAGAUCCUCGUGCGCUACCAUCCAGGGCCCCGCGAUAGCCGGUACCCCGAUCCCUAUGUCGCCGCCGAUUUGAUCCAUCAACUUGCCGUCGCAUUUUCUUGUUGCCCGAAACUAUCCCCUUCCCGGGCUUUCACCCUUGUGCACUGCCUUUACGAUUACUUGCGUCGGCACGGUGGGCCUGUAUAUCCGUCGCUGGUACGAGCCAUGUAUCAUGCCGGCAUUGUGCGUUAUCGGCGGGAGGGGCUCCGGGUUUCUGCCACUCGGUAUGAGUAUAUCAUGUGGAUUACUAAUAAGUUUGAGGGGAUCGAUGUUGUUAGGCAGCUUAAUGCGGAUCCUCAGUUGGCAUCGGUGGAGAUUCCGACUUAUGAAACAUGA